Pipistrellus kuhlii (Kuhl's pipistrelle) is the source of this 2360-nucleotide messenger RNA. RefSeq names its product RNA binding motif protein X-linked 2 (gene RBMX2). The record is from RefSeq and is a predicted model, not a curated record. Gene Ontology annotation, molecular function: RNA binding. NCBI's taxonomy places the organism in Eukaryota, Metazoa, Chordata, Mammalia, Chiroptera, Vespertilionidae. Gene Ontology annotation, cellular component: catalytic step 2 spliceosome; precatalytic spliceosome; U2 snRNP. Gene Ontology annotation, biological process: mRNA splicing, via spliceosome.
GCGGAGCUAGCCUGGAGCAGCGGAACCCCGCCUAGUCCUGGGGCGGGUGGUGGCAGAGCCGCACAUGCGCCCUGCAGCCUCUCCCGGUAGUGGAUUCCUUGGUAUUGAGCGCGAAACCCGCGGAAAUGAACCCUUUAACGAAAGUGAAGCUGAUAAAUGAGCUGAAUGAGCGAGAGGUCCAGCUUGGGGUGGCGGAGAAGGUGUCCUGGCAUUCCGAGUACAAAGAUAGCGCCUGGAUCUUCCUGGGAGGACUUCCCUAUGAACUUACUGAAGGAGAUAUCAUUUGUGUAUUCUCACAAUAUGGGGAGAUCGUUAACAUUAAUCUGGUGCGGGACAAGAAGACUGGGAAAUCCAAAGGAUUCUGUUUCCUCUGUUAUGAAGACCAGAGGAGCACAAUUCUGGCUGUUGACAAUUUUAACGGGAUAAAAAUUAAAGGAAGAACUAUCCGAGUGGAUCAUGUGUCUAACUAUCGGACUCCUAAGGAAUCAGAAGAAAUGGAUAGUGUGACCAAAGAGCUCCAGGAGAAGGGCUGUGGGGCUCACACCCCCUCAUCAAAUUCAUCUGAAGGCUCUGAAGAGGACAAACCCACCAAAAAGCACAAAAAAGACAAAAAGGAAAAAAAGAAAAGAAAGAAAGACAAAGACAAGACUGAUCAGGAGGAACUGGCAGAGCAGCCAGCCUCCUCUUCAGCUCCUAGAAGCAAGAUGAUAAAGGAAAAGGAUGACCCUGGUUCUAAAAAGCACAGCAGCAAGAACUCAGAGAGGGGUCAGAAGCCAGAGUCUAGGGAGGUGCGGAAGCACCGCCCCAGUUCUCCUGAGGUCAAGACAACCUGCCACGGGAGAGCAGAGGACCAUGAGCGGGAGCUGAAGAGGGAGAAGUCCAAGCACGAGCACAAGUUCUCAAGCAGGAGGGAAGAAAGAGAAGAAAAAAACAGGGACAGAGGUCGAAGCUCAGACACACAUGAGGGGCAUGCUGAGGGACAUGGCCGUAGAAGUAGAAGUAGAAGUAGGAGCCGAGAUAAAUCCCAUAGGCCUAAAAAGGCCCGGCAUUCUCGAGACCUUGACCCCUCAAAUCCCAGUGACCGCAGGAAUUACUGAAGCUGAAGAAGCUACUCAGUGGAAUUAAAAAUAUAGUCAAAUUCAAUUAUGCUUUAUUGUUUCUGUAUGUAAAAUCUCUGAGGUUGUGUUCUUUAAUCCCUAAAGUAUUAGAGUUAUUGAUGGUGCAGUAGUUUCAACAGCCACAUGUCCUGGAGUUUGUUUGAUUUAAAACACUUUUAAAAAUACAUUUUUAUUGAUUUCAGAGAGGAAGGGGGGAAAUAGACAAAAACAUCAAUGAUGAGAGAGAAUUAUUGAUUGGCUGCCUCCUGCACGCCCCACAUUAGGGAUUAAGCCUGCAACCAGGGUAUGUGCCUUGACCAGGAAUUGAACUGUGAUCUCUUGGUUUACAGGUCGAUACUCAACUACUGAGCCAUAUUGGCCGGGCUGUGCUAGAGUUUUGAGCAAAAUUCAUUGUCCCUGAGAAUAUGCUUGGUGUUUAUCAGAGUAUGUAUCCUAAAAUUGGGUUUAUAAGCAUGGCCCUUGACUUUAUGACUCCAAUUAAUGAAAUGUCCAGGAAAAAAAUGUCCAGGAAAGUGGAAAUACCAGGGAAUUCUAGAAUUCUAGUCUUUGUGAUAGAAAUUUAGAUCUCUUGCAGUGACCUUUCCAGUUGGCAGGUAGACCCAUAGAGUAGAGAAGUAUGGCUUAACUAGGUUUGGACAGCUUGAUGUGAAUGUGAUAACGAUUCAUAACAUCAGCUUGCUUCUGCCACACUCCUUCCUGAUUUAAAAAAUUUAAACAUCUUUUUGAUUGAUAAAUGUCUCCACACUUUUUUUUGCAAUUUAUUUUUAUUGAGGUGAAAUUCAUGUAACCUCAAUAAAAGUAACCAUUUUUUAAAAAGUAAUCAUUUUAAAGAGAACAAUGUGGCACAUUCACAGUAUUAUCUAGUCCCAAUACAUUUUCAGUACCCUACCAUGAAACCCAGUACCCAUUAAGCAGUUAUUCCCCAUUUCCUCCUCCUUGUCCCUGGCAACCACCAGUGUGCUUUCCAUUUCUAUGACUUUACCUAUUCUGGACAUUUCAUAUCAAUUGAAUCAUACAACAUGUGGCCUUUUGUGUCUGGUUAUAAUUCACUUAGUAUGUUUUCAAGGUUCUUCCAUGAUAUAGCAGAGAAGUACUUAAUUCCUUUUUAUGACUUAAUAGGAUCCCAUUGUGUUUAUCCUUUCCUCAGUAGGUGGACAUUGGGUUGGUUAGCCAGGUCCAUUCUUUUUAAAAACUAUUGAAUUUAUUGGGGUGACAUUAAUUAAUAAAAUUAAACAGGUUUUA